Messenger RNA from Lobosporangium transversale, 1464 nucleotides. RefSeq lists its product as hypothetical. The annotation marks the transcript as partial. The transcript is spliced from 4 exons. NCBI's taxonomy places the organism in Eukaryota, Fungi, Mortierellomycota, Mortierellomycetes, Mortierellales, Mortierellaceae. The record is from RefSeq and is a predicted model, not a curated record.
CUUUCUCUUCUUUCUUUGUGCCUUGGCAUCCUUCACUCUUCGUUCAAGACCUGCUUUGUGUUACUCUUUGUCCUUAUCCAUAUUUGUAUUUGUACCUUAUUCCUAAUCUUUUCUUUCUUCACUCCUCUCCUUACAAUACCUACCUACGUUACUCUCUCGAGACAAUACAACACAAUGCCUUUUCCUAUCUAUGCUGUUCCCCUGACUAGGGAUUGGCUGGGUAUCUAUCAAUGGAAAACAUCUAAACCAGAAGAUCUACCCCAGGAACUGGAGUACCUAUCAUUCCAAGAGUUUGAAGACCGAUUUACCCAACUUAAUAGGAUCGCACGACCUACUUAUCCAACAGUCUGGCCUAAUGUGGCAGCAAUAGUCUUGCUCACCGGCAUUGCGAUGGUUGCAGCCUUUGGAAUCACGCACACAGGAACAACUAUGGCUGUCAUGGGCCAAACCGCUUGUUUUUUCUUCCCUAUCAUGGUUGUCGUUUGGAUCAAAAUUCGAGCCGAGACCCUUGCAAGAUCUCGGAAAAAGUUCAAAUAUCAAUCCCAGAAAUUGCUCCGAGAAUGGACAGCUCAGGAUACGGAAACUCAUGCCAUCCAAUGGAAAAUUCGUCUGCGCCCAAAAAGUGAAGCAAAUAAAUGGUUGAGACACAGGCAGGUCCAACAUCAACAACAGCAGCAGCACGGAUACUAUUAUACUCAGUCGCAACAUGACCAUGCAUACCAUGAUGGUCGUCUGGUGAAUGAUAUGUCAAGCUUAUUACAAUAUCAACAACGGCAACAGCAUUAUGGAGGCACAGAUAUAGUCACUUAUCAUUUGCCAUCUGACUAUAUUAUGCAAGGGCAACAGAUACAAUCCCAGCCCUCUGGCAAUUAUAUUGAUGUGGUUAUCCAACACCCAGUCACAGAACAACCGUCUUCUUCGUCAUCGUCUUCAGUCAUGGCAACAGCAACGACGGCAGUAGAGCUCUCAAAGCCCGGCUGGACGACCUUCUGUGACCGAAUGAAGAAUUCUCUUUGCCUUGGCUAUAUUUUCAGAGAACGUAAGGUCUGGUUGAUCGAAAUAUCCUUUCGGGACUAUCAAUUGGAGGAUGAUGCGUUGACGAUACCUAGCCCUGUCUACUGUGAUUACCGCUUGCCAGUUUAUGAAGAUAUUGUGUCCAUAGGGACCGCGGCUGAUGAUACCAUUAUGCCACUACCACAAGCAACAACAAUAGUAGCCCCCGCAGCAACUCAUGCACUGUUGUCGACAAGCGCCAAUUCUGAUCACUUGACGAUAAAUUUCUAUUUGGACGAACCACCGGCUUAUGAAAGUCGAUUGGAAGAUUCUGAUAGUGACAAUGGUAAUGAAGCCAAUGCUCCAUCAUUUAUGGAGCCCUAUCAGGGACAGCAGCAGCAACAGCAGAUGACUAUGAUCCUAGUUGAAGUAGUUUGUCAAUGUACAGUCCACGCUAGGUUUUCACUUUAA